AAAUUAAUGUCAACGCCCUAAAUCGCUUAUUGGACGUUACGAGAUAUUAAAAAAAACUUGUUUUCGUCUUCGUAUAAGAAAACCCAUUAGAAAGACUUCGUUACAGCACCACGUAUCGAGAAUGAAAAUAAAAAGUUCAAUAUUUGAGGAAGACAAAGAACAGUUUAUUUGGGAUGAAAAGGCUGUGAAAAGUUUUAAAAAAGUCAUAAAAGAUCAAGGAAUAAAAUGUUGUAUGGACGACAUUUUUCUUCUGGGAAUUCUUCGCGCAAGAAAAUAUGAAAUGGAAAGAUCUCUGCAAUUGCUGAAGAAUUACUACGAAAUUAGACUGCAAUAUCCUCAAUAUUUUAAAGACCUUCUUCCUUCCAAGGUAGAGCAUGUAUUAUCGUUGAAAAAUAUGCAAUUUUUGCCAAAACCCGAUCAGAAAGGAAGAUAUGUUUUUCUCUUCCAACACUCUACGUGGGAUACAUCUGUUGCAAAUGCCUGUGAUAUGCUUCGUACUGUAAUGCUAUUCUUUGACCUACAACUAAAUUUACAUCGAUCUCAAGAAAAAAAAGUUGUAAUUAUAGCAAAUGCUGAGGGAAUAUCAGUAUCACAUUUCCUACAACUUACGCCAAGUUUUCUGAAUUCACUAACGAAAGUUUUAUUCAGAGAUUCGUAUCAGGCUCGAUUUAGUGAAAUUCAUUUCGUGAACUUGAAUAUCAUCAUGAAGGCGCUUUUAAGCAUUUUUAUUCCACUUUUACCAAGUAAAUUGAGAGACAGGGUGCAUCUUCAUUCUGAUAUGUCAACAUUAUACGAAUAUAUCAGUCCCGAUUGUCUGCCGUUGGAAUACGGAGGAAAUUUGUCAAGUUUCGAUCCGACUGCAGCCAAUAAUAUGAUUAAAGCUAACGAAGAAUUCUUUCGAAAAAACGAAGAAUACGUGAAAUUGUACGAAGAACAAAGAAAUAAAAAUUUCAGUCUAGGCACAUUUCGCUACGUACGUGAAGAAAUUGAAGACGAAAAAGUGAAGAAACUUAUAGAAAAAACCGAAGAAAGAUUUAAAUGUUAUUCUCAUGAUCCAGAAGCAUUUUUGGCUGCAAUGAAAGAAGAUUCUGAAUUUGAAAUUACACAUUUCUAA
Centruroides sculpturatus (bark scorpion) is the source of this 1114-nucleotide messenger RNA. Its product is annotated as alpha-tocopherol transfer protein-like. The transcript has 6 exons. Gene Ontology annotation, cellular component: membrane. Gene Ontology annotation, molecular function: phosphatidylinositol bisphosphate binding. The record is from RefSeq and is a predicted model, not a curated record. NCBI's taxonomy places the organism in Eukaryota, Metazoa, Arthropoda, Arachnida, Scorpiones, Buthidae. The coding region runs from base 122 to 1114 and encodes 330 amino acids.